Messenger RNA from Anopheles merus, 1122 nucleotides. RefSeq lists its product as uncharacterized. The record is from RefSeq and is a predicted model, not a curated record. NCBI's taxonomy places the organism in Eukaryota, Metazoa, Arthropoda, Insecta, Diptera, Culicidae. The transcript has 4 exons. The coding region runs from base 196 to 1122 and encodes 308 amino acids.
UUUCUUGCCCAAACUGUCUAAAUCAAGUAAACGUUGCGUUUGCCAUUAACAAACCUGAAGUCAUUGUAUGGAACUAAAAAAAAAAGGAUAUAAAGGCUGGGAAUCAACUUAACAUUUGAAGAACUCAUCUGCGACGGAGAGCAUUAUUUAAUUGAAUGUCUGCAGAGAUCGAAAAAUUAUAUUUUUGUAAAUCGUAUGUACAUUCAAAAAUUUUCCUCCCAAGUCAUCAAUGCCAUCGAAAUGGACAAGGUACGGAUUUUUGCUCCCAAAGGAAAGCCGCUGACUUUCGCGGAAAUGCUGCUUAAGCCCUUUCACCCUGCCGUGUGGAUCCUGCUCCUAGGCAUCUGCGUUGCCGUUCAUCUUUUAUGUCGCCUUGCACCCAGCCUCAUAUGUAACGAUUUGGUGCUACUAGCUCUUACUGGCAUAGAAAAACGAAGCCUACAAACGACGGGACGAUUCGAAAAGCUACUCGCUAUCUCACUGAUCAUACUGUUCUUUCAACUCAAAAGUGCUUACGAAACCAAGCUCAUAACAUAUAUGAUCGAUGAACCAACCGAACCAGACCCGAAGACGAUUGAUGAGCUUCGGCAAAGAGACGUAAAGGUGAUUGCUGACAGAAGAUUUUUUAACCCGAACCAGUUUUACCAGCAGUUAUCUGGAUUACUACGAGUAGCUGAAAAUAAAACAACAUUGCUAAAUGAAGACGCCUUAUUGAUCAAUAACAUUGUCGUGCGAAUAAUGGCGAAGGAUAUUUCUAACGUCGAUCCUAUAACUGGAAAGCCACUUUACGCCCCGCUUGAAGAAAUUUUGGGUGAAACAAUGCCAUUCUUCUACUUUCAUAAAAAAUGUCCUUUUCAAUACGAUUUCAGUACAUAUCGACGGUACGUAUUUGAGGCUGGAUUGCAACAAUAUUGGAGGAAAACAAUAAUAACACUCAAGGAUAGGAGAUUUCAUACAGUCAUUGCCAAAUUAAAGAGUAUUUCUCAGCAAACUGUGAGGGGAAAUACACUCAAACCUAUAUUUAUCGGCAUCAUCCUUCUGUGGGUUGCUGCGCUUGUCGUGUUUCUUAAUGAAAUUGCUCUAGGUCAGGUACAGUUGAUUCGCAAGUUACGUAUUUUAUAG